CUUCACACAUUAGUGACAAUACACAAUAGGAAUAGAAGGGAAGGAGAAAAAGCAUCUUUCUCGCUUCUACACAGUGAAAUGGAGCGUCAUUGCUUCCGCUACGUCGUCGUAUUAUUUGCGAUUCUGAUCUCCGUUGAUAAUCUCCGCCACGCAGCCGGCGGCAGAGAGCUCCGGCCGUCGGACCACGGCCUGGCGUACCAGGAGUCCUCGAAGCCGGCCAAAAAGCAGGACGUGUUGGACAUGCUCUCGUUCUUCGGGAGAACGCCGCCGCCGCCGCUGGAGCUGCCGGAGGGGAAGAACGUGACGGGCGCGUGGUGGAGCGACACGGUAGAAGCGUCGCCGUCGCGUGACGGUGAGAGGAAGCAUCAUCUAAUGAAGGAGGUGCUGUUGGUGGCCAGCUUGGUGUGCGGCGUCACCGGCGCCGGUUUGCUCGCCGCUGCCGCGUUUCUCGUUGCUUCCCGUCGCCGGGAUCGGAGAAGAGAGACGUCGAUCUCGAUGUCGACGUUAGCACCUAACGUCGUCGUUCACAAAUAAACGGGAUCGGAGAGUUAUUCACAGUCCAUGUUUAGAGUACAGUGAAUAUAUAUAAUUUUAGUUUAUCCAAACAGUGCUUUAUUUUCGUUCAACUUCAAAUCAAUCUUUGGAUAUACUUCCUCUAGGCAUCUAGUAAAAAUUGUACGAAUUUAUGAGAUUAUAUUUUGGGGGAAUAACGCAUUGAUUAAAUUGUAUACUUUUUGUAUUAUUGUCAUUAAUAAAAAUAUAUAAUGUAUAAAUAAUGUAAA
Ipomoea triloba (trilobed morning glory) is the source of this 782-nucleotide messenger RNA. RefSeq lists its product as uncharacterized. Lineage: Eukaryota; Viridiplantae; Streptophyta; Magnoliopsida; Solanales; Convolvulaceae. The record is from RefSeq and is a predicted model, not a curated record. Bases 79 to 534 code for a protein of 151 amino acids. The transcript has a single exon.